AAAGGUUAACACAUGUCUGUCUUACAAACAUGAAGGUCAGCCUGGAUGAUCAUGGGAGUUGCACAGUCUGUUUGUCUCUGGAGAAAGAAAACUACUCGUUGUCGGUAAAGUUGUAGAGACUGUAGUUCACAAUGAAGAUGUUGGUUUUUCUGGCCCUCCUGGGUCUACACAGCGCGGCGGCAGUGACUCACUCUCUGAAGUAUUUCUACACUGCAUCUGUUGGAGUACCAAACUUCCCAGAGUUUGUGAUUGUUGGCUUACUUGAUGAUGUUCAAAUGGAUAUCUGUGACAGCAACACUAAGAGAGCAGAACCCAAAGCAGACUGGAUGAACAAAGUCACAGCAGAUGAUCCACAAUACUGGGAGCGUCAAACUCAGACCUGUUUGGGUACCCAUCAGUCCUUCAAAGGAAAGAUCGGCAUUGUAAAGCAGCGCUUCGGCCAAACUGGAGGUGUCCAUAUUGUCCAGAACAUGUACGGCUGUGAAUGGGACGAUGUGACUGAUAAGGUGGUUGAUGGUUUCUUUCAGUUUGGUUAUGAUGGAGAAGACUUCAUUAAUUUUGACCUGAAGACAGAGACAUGGAUCGCUCCAAAACCACAAGCUGUCAUCACCAAACACAAGUGGGAUCAUAAGAGAGCUCAGACAGUACAGUUCAAACAUUACCUCACCCAGGAGUGUCCUGACUGGCUGAAGAAGUAUGUGGACUACGGGAAGAGCUCUCUGAUAAGAACAGGUAGAGUCACAUGACCUGAUGUAGUUUCA
Thunnus maccoyii (southern bluefin tuna) is the source of this 761-nucleotide messenger RNA. RefSeq names its product class I histocompatibility antigen, F10 alpha chain-like. The transcript is spliced from 5 exons. The coding region runs from base 132 to 746 and encodes 204 amino acids. NCBI's taxonomy places the organism in Eukaryota, Metazoa, Chordata, Actinopteri, Scombriformes, Scombridae. The record is from RefSeq and is a predicted model, not a curated record. Gene Ontology annotation, biological process: immune response. Gene Ontology annotation, cellular component: external side of plasma membrane.